AUGUUCGCAGAGCCAGCACUUGCAACAAGCAUGCAGGAGGACCUAGAGGCUGAUUAUAGCGGAUUCUUUUUGAAUGUAGAGCAAAGUUUAAGUUGUCUUUCGCGUUCAUCAUCUGUUGAUCAAUACGAACGCCUGCAGAAAAUAGGCCAGGGGACAUUUGGUGAAGUAUUCAAAGUUAGGCACCGAACCACCAAACAGCAUUAUGCCCUUAAACGAAUUCGUAUGGAACAGGAAAAGGAAGGGUUUCCUAUCACAGCCAUCCGUGAAAUACGUAUACUGCAAUCUUUGCAGCAUGAAAACAUUGUUUGUCUGAAGGAAGUCUGUCACAGCACACCGAACGAGCGUUCUAAUUUUCGACCCCAAUUUUUCCUUGUCUUCGAAUUCUGCGAUCAUGAUCUUGCUGGCCUUAGUCAAAAAGUUGAUUUUUCCAACGCAGUCAAAAAGGCGAUUAUGAUUCAACUUUUGACUGGAAUUUUCUACCUGCACAAGAACAAUGUUCUUCACCGUGAUCUAAAGGCUGCGAACAUUCUGAUAAACAAGAAUGGAGUUUUAAAGAUUGCGGACUUCGGUUUAGCUCGAACGACCGUUGCUUGUCUUCGAGCAGACCGUCCUGCCCGGUACACCGGUCGUGUGGUCACUCUGUGGUACCGACCUCCAGAGAUUCUCCUCAAUGAUCGGCACUAUGGAAAAGCCGUGGAUAUGUGGGGGGCAGGCUGCAUAAUGGCCGAGUUAUGGACCAAAUAUCCCAUAAUGCAGGGUGAUAAUGAAAUGACUCAACUUAAGCUCAUCAUCAACCUGUGCGGCUCAAUAACACCUGAAGUAUGGCCGGGCGUUGAUCGUCUUGAAGCCUACUGUGAAGCACGCCUACCACAGGACAUCAAGCGCCACGUUCGAGAGCGGCUAAAAGACAAAGUCUCUUCUCAUUCAGCUAUUGACUUAAUUGAUAAACUGCUCGUUCUCGACCCCGCCAAGCGCUUGACUGCCGACGAGGCACUUUCCCAUGAUUAUUUCUACGAGGACCCUCCACCUGGCGAUUUGAGAAUAUUUUCUCGAGAAGGGUCCACUUAUCUCGAGUUCUUGUCUACUUCUUCACGUCAUUCGCGUGGCGCACCCCAACCCCAGAUGCAUCAGCCUCAGGUGCACCACCACUAUCAUAGUCAUCACCACCAACCUCAUCAGCGCCCGGGUCCCUAUCCGCACCACCCUGGUGGAGCACGUGGACCUGUUGGGCAGCCGCGGCGGCCCCUGAUGCCGGAGGAUAGUAUGCAUCACGAUAGGGUGUAUUGA
Molecule: messenger RNA, 1287 nt
Organism: Mesocestoides corti
Lineage: Eukaryota; Metazoa; Platyhelminthes; Cestoda; Cyclophyllidea; Mesocestoididae
Source: the annotation of a GenBank genome assembly